Messenger RNA from Symphalangus syndactylus (siamang), 8667 nucleotides. RefSeq names its product synapse defective Rho GTPase homolog 2 (gene SYDE2). Gene Ontology annotation, molecular function: GTPase activator activity. The record is from RefSeq and is a predicted model, not a curated record. Lineage: Eukaryota; Metazoa; Chordata; Mammalia; Primates; Hylobatidae. Gene Ontology annotation, cellular component: synaptic membrane. Gene Ontology annotation, biological process: signal transduction; regulation of Ras protein signal transduction; cell migration.
UGGGGAGUCGCCGCCGCCUCCGCGAGCGCGGUUUUCUACGCAGCAGGGCUCCGACCUCUCCCCCCGGCGGGGGUGAGCCUCGCGGCUAAGGCAGAGGGGAUGGCGGACCCUCUGAGGAGGACGCUGUCCAGGCUCCGGGGAAGGCGGGGUCCCCGCAGCACCGGGGGGCUAGGGCUCCGCGCGGCAGCCGCAGCUGCGGUGGCAGCCUCUUCGGCAGCCGCGGGAGACGCCUGGGGUGCCGCAGACACCCCCCUACGUGAGCACGCCGGGGGAGCCGGGCCGAGCCUACAGCAGCCCUCGCCGUCACCUGAGGCGUGGGGUCCCGGGGCGCGGGUCCCCGGAGAGCACCCGGAGCAGUUGGGGGCGCUCGGACCUCGGCCGCGCGGCGGGCAGGACGACGCCCCCAGGAGUCAUGGGCUCGCUCACGCCCCUCCGCACUCCCCGGAGGGCUCCGAGGGCAGCAGAGCGGAGGAGGAAGAGGACGAGGACGAAGACGGCUACGACGCCGACUACUACGAAAACCUGCCCGGCGGCUCGCAGUCUGCGCCCGAGCCUGAGGGGGCGGAGGCGGAACGGCGUCCCCCGCCUCCCCCAGCGGCGGGCUCCUCCCUGGGGGCGGAGGGCGGCCGCCUGGAGACAGGCAGGCUGCGGACCCAGUUGCGAGAGGCCUAUUAUCUGCUGAUCCAGGCCAUGCACGACCUGCCCCCUGACUCGGGCGCGCGGCGGGGCGGCGGGGGCUUGGCGGAUCACGGCUUCCCCGCGGGAGCCCGGGCUCCGGGCCAGCCGCCUUCCUGCGGCGCCGCGGACCGCCGAGCCUGCCCCCGAGACGGGGAGCGGGGAGGCGGCGGACGCCCUCGGCAGCAGGUGUCCCCGCCCCGGUCGCCUCAGAGGGAGUCGCGGGGAGGCCAGCUGCGGACUCCUCGGAUGCAGCUGUCCUGCAGCAGAAGCCUCGAGAGCCUCCGGGUGGGUGCCAAGCCGCCUCCCUUCCAGCGGUGGCCGAGCGACAGCUGGAUCAGGUGCGGCGCGCACGGGGACUGGGACGAGCCCCCGCCACGUGGAGGCAGGAUGGACGGCUGGAGUGGGGACCGCGACCGGGCGGCUGCACCCACCGGCCUCCAGCCUCCAGGCUCCAAGGACCACAGCUGCUCCUCGGGAAGCCCUUUCAGGGAUCCAGCGGGGUCCUCUGUGAUACGCAGCGGCAAAGGAGACCGCCAGGAAGGUCCCUCCUUCCUCAGGCCGCCGACAGUGACAGUCAAGAAGCUGCAGAAGUGGAUGUACAAAGGGCGUCUGCUGUCCCUGGGAAUGAAGGGUCGUGCCCGUGGGACGGCCCCCAAAGUCACGGGAACGCAGGCAGCCUCCCCAAAUGUGGGCGCUUUGAAAGUGCGUGAAAACCGUGUCCUGUCGGUGCCUCCAGACCAAAGAAUUACGCUGACAGGUAGGAUCCUUUGCGAUCAAAAUGCUAGCACCGCGAGCCUUGCUGUUUACCGACUGGGCUUCUGUCUUAAGAGCCAAGAAAAAGAUUUAUUUGAAAAUGCCUAUGGGUCUUCACUGAAGAGAAGAGAACUUGAAGAUCUGAAGGAUAAUAUUGAAUUCAGAGGUCAUAGGCCACUUAACAGCAUCACUGUUUCAAAGAAACGCAAUUGGCUAUAUCAGAGUACUCUGAGGCCUCUUAAUCUGGAAGAAGAAAAUAAGAAAUGCCAAGAUAAAAGUCAUUUAUCCAUCUCACCUGUGUCUCUACCUAAACAUCAGCUAUCACAGUCUUUCCUCAAAUCAUCUAAAGAGUACUGUACAUAUGUGGUAUGUAAUGCUACAAACUCUUCAUUAUCGAAAAACUGUGCUUUAGAUUUUAAUGAGGAAAAUGAUGCAGAUGAUGAAGGAGAAAUAUGGUACAACCCCAUUCCUGAGGAUGAUGACCUUGGUAUAUCAAGUGCCUUGAGUUUUGGUGAGGCAGACUCUGCUGUUAUGAAGCUCCCUGCUGUCAAUUUGAGCAUGUUGUCUGGCAGUGACCUGAUGAAAGCAGAGCAGCAUACUGAAGACUCACUGUGCUCUUCUGAACAUGCAGGUGAUAUUCAGACCACACGGUCAAAUGGAAUGAAUCGUAUAGAUCCUGCCCAUUCCACAGAAUUUGUGCAGCAGUACAAGCAAAGGCUAGGACACAAGACACAAGAAGGUAUAAUGGUAGAGGACAGUCCCAUGUUGAAAUCUCCUUUUGCAGGCUCUGGGAUCCUGGCUGCUACAAAUAGUACUGAAUUGGGAAUUAUAGAACCAUCUUCUCCAAAUCCUAGCCCUGUGAAAAAAGGCAGUUCAAUUAAUUGGUCAUUGCCAGAUAAAAUAAAAUCUCCACGAACUGUGAGGAAACUUUCCAUGAAAAUGAAAAAGUUGCCAGAAUUUAGCCGAAAGCUAAGCGUUAAGGGAACAUUGAAUUAUAUAAACAGUCCAGAUAAUACUCCUUCUUUGUCUAAAUAUAACUGCCGAGAAAUUCAUCAUACUGAUAUUCUGCCCUCUGGGAACACAACCACCGCUGCUAAGAGGAAUGUUAUAAGCCGAUACCAUCUUGAUACCAGUGUAUCCUCCCAGCACAGCUACCAGAAGAAAAACUCUAUGAGUUCUAAGUAUUCCUGCAAAAGUGGUUACCUUAGUGAUGGAGACUCACCUGAACUUAUAACUAAAGCUAGCAAACAUGGAUCUGAAAACAAAUUUGGAAAAGGAAAAGAAAUAAUUUCAAAUAGUUGUAGCAAAAAUGAAAUAGACAUUGAUGGUUUUAGGCAUUAUAGCUUUUCUGAUCAACCUAAGUGUUCACAGUACAUAUCUGGGCUCAUGAGUGUACAUUUCUAUGGUGCUGAGGAUUUAAAACCACCUCGGAUAGAUUCAAAAGACGUCUUUUGUGCAAUUCAGGUAGAUUCAGUAAACAAAGCAAGAACAGCUUUGCUCACAUGUCGAACAACAUUUUUAGACAUGGAUCACACUUUCAACAUAGAAAUUGAAAAUGCACAACAUUUGAAACUAGUAGUAUUCAGUUGGGAACCCACUCCAAGAAAAAAUCGAGUUUGUUGUCAUGGAACUGUUGUUCUUCCCACCUUAUUUAGAGUGACAAAGACUCAUCAAUUGGCUGUCAAACUUGAACCUAGAGGUCUUAUUUAUGUGAAAGUGACUCUUAUGGAACAGUGGGAGAAUUCUCUUCAUGGACUAGAUAUAAACCAAGAACCAAUAAUAUUUGGAGUUGAUAUUCAAAAAGUUGUAGAGAAAGAAAAUCUAGGACUGAUGGUGCCCCUUCUGAUACAGAAAUGUAUUAUGGAAAUUGAAAAGAGAGGCUGUCAGGUAGUAGGCCUGUAUCGGUUAUGUGGUUCGGCAGCAGUCAAGAAAGAACUGCGAGAGGCUUUUGAGAGAGAUAGCAAAGCUGUUGGUCUGUGUGAAAACCAGUACCCAGAUAUAAAUGUAAUAACAGUCCAAUCACCAACUGUCUGCGGUUUGUUUUUUAAAGGUGUUCUUAAGGAUUAUUUAAGAGAACUCCCUUCUCCUCUGAUAACAAAGCAGCUUUAUGAGGCUGUAUUAGAUGCAAUGGCAAAAAGUCCUUUGAAAAUGUCAUCAAAUGGUUGUGAGAAUGACCCAAGUGACUCUAAGUACACUGUUGACCUGCUGGAUUGUCUGCCAGAGAUUGAGAAGGCAACCCUAAAGAUGUUGUUGGAUCAUUUGAAAUUGGUGGCUUCCUAUCAUGAAGUGAAUAAGAUGACGUGCCAGAAUUUGGCUGUGUGCUUUGGACCAGUAUUAUUAAGUCAGAGGCAAGAGCCUUCCACCCAUAACAACAGAGUCUUUACUGAUUCAGAAGAACUCGCAAGUGCUUUGGAUUUUAAAAAACACAUUGAAGUUCUUCAUUACUUACUCCAACUCUGGCCAGUGCAGCGUUUAACUGUCAAAAAAUCAACAGACAAUUUAUUCCCAGAGCAGAAGUCUUCCCUGAAUUAUUUGAGGCAGAAGAAAGAACGACCUCAUAUGUUAAAUUUGAGUGGUACUGAUUCAUCAGGAGUACUUAGGCCAAGGCAAAACCGAUUAGACAGUCCACUUAGCAAUCGUUAUGCAGGAGACUGGAGCAGCUGUGGGGAAAACUACUUUUUAAAUACAAAAGAAAAUUUAAAUGAUGUGGAUUAUGAAGAUGUCCCUUCAGAAGAUAGAGAAAUCGGAGAAAAUUAUAGCAAAAUGGAUGGGCCAGAAGUAAUGAUUGAACAGCCAAUUCCCAUGUCCAAAGAGUGUACAUUUCAGACAUAUUUGACAAUGCAGACAAUUGAGUCUCCAGUGGAUCGAAAAAACAAUCUCAAAGAUCUACAAGAAAGUAUUGAUAUUUUGAUUGGAAAUCUGGAACGUGAGCUCAACAAAAACAAGCUUAAUAUGAGUUUUUGAGAUUGAGGGUUUUUUUUUUUUUGUAAUAUCUUAAAGUUUCAAAUCUGUUUUUGUUUUAUUUUCUUAUACCACCCACAGCGAUGUUUUCAUUUUUUUUACUCUUGAAAUCUUUAAUUAAUUUCUAAUAAGUUUAUCUGAUUCAAUUAAAAACACUAUUCAUUAAUAUAAUUUUUACUUAUCUCACUAGAAAACUUUUCUGGGGAUCAAUAAAACUUGGACUUCUUGGGAUAUUUUACUACAUCUUGCCAACUCUAUGGAGAUAACUUUCAAAUGCACUUAAGAAGGUUCACAUAAGUUAUUAGCCCCUCAAGGUUUUUCUGCGUUAUGGGAACCACUCUUCUGUAGCUGAGACAGAUGUCCCUUUUUUUUUGUUUUUGAGACAGAGCCUCACUCUGUCGCCCAGGCUGGAGUGCACUGGUGCGUUCUCAGCUCACUGCAACCUCCACCUCCCCAGUUCAAGUGAUUCUCCUGCCACAGCCUUCCGAGUAGCUGUGAUGACAGGCACCCGCCACCAUGCCCAGCUAAUUAUUGUAUUUUUAGUAAAGACGGGGUUUCACUAUGUUGGCCAGGCUGGUCUCAAACUCCUGACCUCAGAUGAUCCGCCCACCUUGGCCUCCCAAAGUGCUGGGAUUACAGGCGCGAGCCACUGUGCCUGGCCUCUAGAUGUUCUUUUAGAGGAACAUCACAGCUGCUCAGUCUGAUUUGCAGCACUGGUCUUAGUACACUGCAACAUCCUUUGGUCAAAUUUUAUUUGUAAUGCAAAUGCUGCUAUAAGAAAAUCUUUUUAUAAAUAAAAGUGAAAUUAUACAAGUAUUAAUGUUUUCUGUAUUAACAGUAAUUAUUUAAGCUUAUAAAAAUUAAAUAUUUUUAUAAUCCUGAAACUAUGUAUAUAUUUAUAAAUGCAUAUAUGUAUAGAUAUCAGGAUGGGGAAGGAGUUAUUGUAGAAUCACAUGUAUUUUUAAAGUAUAUAUGUCAUGAGGCCAAAAUUAUUAUCUUAAAGUAUUUUUUUCAGGGAAAGAACAUUUAAAUUAAAGGAGGAAUUACAUAAAAACACUUGAACAAUAAUACUCUGGAAGCAUCUGAAUAGAAAUAAUAGACUUUCUUUCCUUUAUUUACAGAAAGUCACAAUGUCCCCUGGGAAAAGUCAUCUUUUAAAUGUGAAAUCCUCUAACUCCUUAAUGGAUUAAGUACCCAGAUUUCUGCACUGGUGACUUAAGAUUUAAUAAAUCUGCCCCUAUUCUAUGCAUUUUUAUAUUCUGCUUUGUUUUAUUUAUUUGUAGUAGUACAUUUAUAACAUUGACUUUAUAAUUACCCCCAUUUGUUUCUAAAUAGUCUUGCCAGCAUAUUACAUGUUACUGAUUUUUUAAAAUUAACUUAUUUUGGCUAAGUAUAUAUACAAUGUUAUAGAAUCACAGUAAUGUUUGAAAAUGUAAAUUUAGAAGGCUUUUGUAUUAAAUCAAAAUGUAUUUUUUUAAACUUCUAUAUCUACAGAAUAUGUAAUUUUAAAAUUAUAAAUAGACUUUAAGUUACCAACUUUUAAGAUAUGGCAGCCAUUGAAAAACUGACUUCCUGAUGUUUUUCUAAAUGUUAAAAUACUUAAAAUAUUUCUAUGCAAUAAAUAUUGAUAAACAGACAUUAUUUAAUUUGAAAACCCAUUGUUAAAAAAGAUAAAUAUUUUUAUAUGAAAUUUUCAUUUUUUAAAACUUUGUGUUAACAAUUCAGAAGAAUACCAAGAGAACAUAUAUAUUGAGUAAAUAGUCAAAGGAAAGUACUCUUGAAUGUUUUAUAGGAAAGCUGUCUCAGUUUCCUUCCUUUUGUUGCUAUAUCAUGUAUGAAUUGAAUAAGUUGCUCUAGAAAUGUAAAAAUUUUAUUAAAAUAUUAUAAUCUUCGUGUUAUGCUAUUAAUUAUAAUGGUUUUAAGGAUCACUUAUUUUAAUAUUCUUUUUAAACAAAGGUGUUAAAAUUUUGGACCAUCAUGUAUUAUCCAUCAAUAUAUGUAAAUAACAUUUAUUUGUCCAAAAUUUUCCAGAAUCUGAAAUACUUUAAGGGCCAUGCUUGUAUUACUAUAUUAGUAUAUUAUUUUGGAUGAGAAUAGUUUUAAAGUUAAUCUCUGCCUUCUUAGAGAAUUCUAUCUUUUUUUGUUGUCUAUUCACCAAGUUAUAGCUAUAAACUGCUUUUAUUGACUCUGCUGUACCCAAAGUGUUGGAUAAGUUUAGAUGUCUUUACUUUAAAUGGCAUUUUACUUCAAAUAUUUUUUGAGAGUUUUUAUACCUGCUUUUUAUAAUUUCCUAGGAUCUUUCUGUAGUGUCAACUGUUGCUCCUUUCUGAGGCUGCCAGCUUUAAUUUUUCUUUUUCUUUUUUUUUCUUUUUUUUAAAUAGAGACAAGAUCGCAGUAUAUUGCCCAGGCUGGUCUCAAAUUCCUGGGCUCAAGCGAUCCACCUGCGUCAGCCUCCCAAAGUGCAAGGAUUACAGGCGUGAGCCACUAUGCCCAGCCCCUAAUGUUUUUUAGGAUUAAAAACAAUUUUAAUUUUAGAGCAUGUACCUGAAUAAAAAUUCUAAACAAUUCAGAUGGAUAGAAAAUAAAAGUACAAGUGUUUCUGUCUUCCAUCCACACCAAUUUCACCUCUUAGAGGUAACAGCAUGUUUCUUGCUGCUGUUUCUUAUCAUUUAAGCCGAAUUUGUCGUUCUAUGAAUGAUAAACAGUUUAUCUCACUUCAUUCCUUCUCACCAUUUUUGUUAUGUUUUUAGUUCAUUUGUUCUCCUUUAUAACCGUAGUUAAUAAUUUUUUUGAUCCAUUGAUUUUAAAUAUAUUUCCCUAACACUGAGGAAAUGACCAACCUUGUACGUCCCUUCCAUUACUGUUCUUUAGCUCCUAACUUCUCUUAAGUUAUACUGUUAAUUUAUAUAAUCAGUUUUAAUAGAUGUAUAAUGUUUUCCCUUUAUACUGUAUAUUUAUUUGUAUAUUGUAUAUACUGUAUACUGUAUAUUUAUUCUAAACACUGCAAAUCAGUAACUAGCAGUCACACUAUGCAAAAGUAUGCACAGGUAAACCAGGUGAUUUAUCUCCUUCUAUGUAUCUACCUUAUAUCCUUAAGUCUGUGCUGAUUUAAGCAGAAUGUUUUCACGCAUAAAGGCCAAAUGGAUUCUUUUAUAGCCAGCCGUCAACUUCCCCAGAUCAUGCCAUGUGUCAUUUGCUACGUAAUUGGGUCAUGGCUUUUGCAUACUUUAAUGGUUCCUGGAGUAAUUGAUUUUAUUUCUUUUUUUUAAAAAAAAUCUUUCAAUAGAGACGGGGUAUUGUUAUGUUGCCAGGACUGGUCUCAAAUUUGUAGGCUCAAGCGAUCCUUUCCGCCUCAGCCCCCCAAAGUGCUGGGAUUACAGUGUGAGCCACUGCUUCCAGCCUGCUUUUAUUUGACAGAAGAAAAACACUUGCUUUACUGUAGCUCUUCUUUUAAUCAUACUAUUGAAUUACCAAAUUUGUUCAGAGUGCUUUUAGCCCUCAUCUUGGAGUUCUGGAACUAUAUUCUUGUCUUUAUUUUUCUUUGACAGAAUUGACAGGAAGGAAGAAAGUAUGUUCUUCACUCUAACCCCGAGAUCAUUUUAUGCUUCUUAAUCAGCCUCAUCGAAUUUGGACAGUGAUUUUUAGCUAUCAUCUUAGGAUGUAUUUUCUUUGUACUCCUAUUUUUUUUUUUUUUUUUUUGCUGCAUUCUUUCUUGAAUUUGUCUUUUCUGUUUGCUGAAGUAUAUUUACGGGUGCCUUUUUUUCCCCCAGAAAGGGUGCAUGGGAGAGAAACUAAGAGUCCUUGUGUGUCUGACAAGGCCUUUAUUUUUUCCUCACACUUUAUUUUUAUUGGGCCUGCAGUUCUAUGUUCAAACUCAUUUUUCUUUAUAAUUUUGAAGACAUUUCACUAUUACCUUCAAGCAUCCAGUUUUGCAGUAGUCCAGGCUAGAAAGAUUCGGACCAGGAUAGAAACAAUAGAGAUGGUGAGAUAUGGUUGGAUUCUGGAUAUAUUUUGAAGCAGGAGCUAAAAGAAUCUGCCAGUGGACUAUGAAAGGAGUAGGGCCUGAGCAGCUGAAUGAUGGCGCGCCAUCAAAUGAGAUUGAAAUGACUCCCUGUUUUUUCAGUGAGUUCCUUCUAUUGGACGUUGGUAUUGUUAAUAUAGUAGUUAUUAAAAUGUCUUAUAAUAUCCUGUUAACGAUUAGUACUAAUGCCUCUGUACUUGGUGAUGGUGCUCAUAGAGUUACUACUAGAAUAAGAAGGCCAGGAGACUUCAUCU